AUGAAGAGGCGGGCGGCGCCCGCGGCGGGCGAGGCGGGCCCGAAGAGGCAGCGGCCCGAGCCCGCCGUGGCCGUGAGCCUGCAGGGUGGCCAGCCGAGUCCGUGCCUGAACGACGUGCAGAACCUGCUGCUGCGCGUGUUCACGGCCGAGUUCGGGGAGAACCCGAGGUGGCUCUGCGUCCGGGGCAUGCCCCUGGUCGAGGCCGCCGCCGUGGUGCUCCUGCCCUGCCUGGACGCCGGCACCGCCCGCGCCGCGGGUGGCGCCGCGCCGCUGCUGUCGCGGCUGCUGCGCGGGCCGGGGGCCGUGGGCUCCCGCGCCCCCGGGGAGGUGGAGCACUUCCCCGGCAAGGACGCGGCCCUCGCGGGCGACCGCAUGCUGCGCACCCUGCUCGCCGCGCGGGGGAGGCCCGCGGUCUCGAGCAAGAAGCGCGCCGCGGCGCCCGCCCAGCCGCUGGACCCCGAGGCGGCGACGACGCCGCUGAGCGCGUACCUCGCGUCGGCCGAGGCGCGCGAGCGGAGCGAGUACCCGACGCUCGGCGCGGCCGGAGAACCAGCCGCCGGCUGGGUCACCACUCGCGGGCUCGGCGGGGGCGGCGCCGGGGCCGGGGACGACCGCUCGGACUUGGUCGGGCUGGACUGCGAGAUGGUGCUGACGGCCUCGGGCCACGCUCUGGCGCGGGUGUCCCUCGUCGACGCGAAUGGGCGUCUGCUCUAUGAUUCCCUGGUGCGGCCUGCGGAAGCAGUGACCGACUACCUUACCCAGUACAGCGGCAUAACUGAGGAAGCGCUGGACGGCGUGCAGGUCACUCUGGCCGACGUUCAGGCCAAGCUGCUCGGCGGGCUGAUUUCGGAGCGGAGCAUUCUUGUCGGCCAUUCCUUGGAGAACGACCUGCGCGCGCUCAAGCUGGUGCACGAGCGGGUGCUCGACACCGCGGUGCUGUACCCCCACUCCCGGGGCUGGCCCUACCGACACAGCCUGGCAGGGCUGGUCCAGACGUUCCUGAAGCGGAAGCUGGACCGGAGCCUCGGCCACGACUCGGCCGCAGACGCGACGGCGGCGAUGGAGCUCGCGCUCCUGAAGCUGGAGAAGGGUCCCUCCUUCGGCGCCGGCGGCAGCCUUCGGGAGUCGGUGCCGCUGGGCAGGCUGCUGCGCGCCGACGGCGUCGCCCUCUCCUUGUCCGGCGGCGGCGGCGACGCCGCUGCCACGGGCCCCGAGACGCCCGCGUGGCUCCUGGAGGGCUGCCGUGAGGCAGGGGCCGACCCCAACGGCGUUGGGGCGAUCUCGUGGGCCGUCGUCGCUUCGACCUCGCCGUUUUUUCUACAGCAGAGGCGGGCUGGAGGCAAAACGAGGGACAGCGAAGACAUGACGAGAAAACGCGAGCCACGCCGCGCGCGUGACGGGGGGUGCGGACCGAACGCCCCGCCCUCCUGGGUCCCGGGGCCUCGUGUUCUGACGAAGGACCGCCCUGCGCGCGCCUCCCACUGA
Messenger RNA from Prorocentrum cordatum, 1485 nucleotides. The record is from the annotation of a GenBank genome assembly. NCBI's taxonomy places the organism in Eukaryota, Dinophyceae, Prorocentrales, Prorocentraceae.